AUGUCGGACGACGAGGGUCCGACUGCGACGCCUCCGCUCGCAGUGGAGUACUGCCCCGUGACGGGCAUCCCUGCGGAGUUCAACGACUUCCUCCCGAAGGACACAGACGAGUACAAGCGCUGGAAGGCGCACGGCGGCGCCACGCAGCCCGCGGACGCCGUCGAGGCCGGCGUGGCGCAGCUCUCCGUCGAGGGCGGCGAGGAGCGCAAGGCCCCCGCGGACGCCGCGGCUCCGUCCGACGAGAAGAAGGACAAGCCGAAGAAGGACAAGAAGAAGAAGUCGCACCAGGUCGUCAUCGACGUCACGCGCCGCGGCGGCAAGAAGAUGCUGACAGUCAUCAAGGGCCUCGAGCACUUCGGAAUCAAGCUGCCCGAGGCGGCCAAGCUGUUCAAGAAGAAGUUCGCGUGCGGGUGCGGCGUCUCCACCAACGCGGAGGGCAAGGAGGACGUCGAGCUGCAGGGCACCUUCCAAGAGAAGGCCGCCGAGGUCCUUCUCAAGGAGUAUAAGGACAGCGGGCUCACGCCCGAGGACAUCGUGCUCGUGAUUAGCAAGAAGAAGGUGCCCUACCUCGAGGCGAUCGCCGGGGGCGACGAGUGA
Messenger RNA from Pedinophyceae sp. YPF-701, 597 nucleotides. NCBI's taxonomy places the organism in Eukaryota, Viridiplantae, Chlorophyta, Pedinophyceae. The record is from the annotation of a GenBank genome assembly.